This is a messenger RNA of Thlaspi arvense, 3901 nucleotides long. The record is from the annotation of a GenBank genome assembly. Lineage: Eukaryota; Viridiplantae; Streptophyta; Magnoliopsida; Brassicales; Brassicaceae.
GGGUCUCAGAAAAUAAAACUCACAUGAUCAAUCAAAUGCCUCAAAUGCAUAUAUACUCCAUAUAAGUUUCAGCUUUCUUAAUCAAAAGAAAAAGUUUCAGAUUUUACACACUGAAGAAGGACCCUUUACUUUACCGUUCUUCUUCUUCUUCAGUCUUCACCUCCUUCGUUGUUAUUUCUUCGGUAUUCGAAGAAAAUGGCGAAUGUAAUCGACGCGACGAUGCCGUAUAAACUUCUAAAGGAGGAGACCGAUUCUUCUUCAUCUUCUUCCAAAGGAGAAUCUAGCCCUGUCGACGCCGUUCUCUUCGUCGGGAUGUCUCUGGUGCUCGGUAUAGCUUCUAGGCAUUUGCUUCGCGGGACUAGGGUUCCCUACACCGUCGCUCUCCUCGUUAUCGGGAUUGCUCUUGGAUCUCUCGAAUUUGGAACCCAUCACCACCUUGGGAAGGUCGGCCAUGGAAUUCGUAUCUGGAAUAACAUCGAUCCAGAACUUCUUUUGGCCGUUUUUCUUCCGGCUCUUCUUUUUGAAAGUUCGUUUUCAAUGGAAGUUCACCAGAUCAAGAGGUGUCUGGGACAAAUGGUGCUCCUUGCUGGGCCUGGAGUUCUCAUUUCAACAUUUUGUCUUGCAUCGCUUGUCAAGCUCACUUUUCCGUAUGACUGGGACUGGAAAACGUCGCUGUUGCUUGGGGGACUUUUAAGUGCUACAGAUCCUGUUGCUGUUGUUGCUUUGCUAAAGGAGCUUGGUGCUAGUAAGAAGCUAAGCACUGUAAUCGAAGGGGAGUCCCUGAUGAAUGAUGGGACGGCAAUUGUGGUUUUCCAGUUAUUCUUAAAGAUGGUUAUGGGGAAUAGUUAUGACUGGGCUUCUAUAAUCAAAUUUCUGCUUAGAGUCGCACUUGGAGCUGUAGGUAUCGGUCUGGCUUUUGGCAUUGCCUCGGUUCUUUGGCUCAAGUUCAUAUUUAAUGACUCAGUAAUAGAGAUUACUCUUACGAUUGCUGUGAGCUACUUCGCAUAUUACACUGCUCAAGAGUGGGCUGGGGCUUCUGGUGUUUUGACGGUAAUGACUUUGGGCAUGUUUUAUGCUGCAUUUGCAAGGACAGCAUUUAAAGGCGACAGUCAAAAGAGUUUGCAUCACUUCUGGGAAAUGGUGGCAUAUAUUGCAAAUACUUUGAUUUUUAUCCUCAGUGGUGUUGUCAUUGCUGAAGGCAUUCUCGACAGCGAUAAGAUUGCAUACCAAGGGAAUUCAUGGGGAUUUCUUUUUCUACUAUAUUUUUACGUCCAACUAUCACGUUGUGUUGUUGUUGGAGUUCUAUAUCCAUUGCUCUGUCGUGUGGGCUAUGGCUUGGAUUGGAAAGAAGGCAUUAUACUUGUAUGGUCUGGUUUAAGGGGCGCAGUAGCGCUCUCACUUUCUUUAUCUGUGAAGCAAUCAAGUGGAAAUUCAUUUCUCAGCACAGAGACGGGAACAUUGUUUAUUUUCUUCACCGGUGGAAUUGUGUUCCUAACUCUGAUAGUCAAUGGAUCCACUACCCAAUUUGUUCUACGCCUUCUUCGCAUGGACGGUUUAUCAGACACAAAGAAACGAAUAUUGGAGUAUACAAAGUUUGAAAUGCUGAAUAAGGCCCUGCAAGCGUUUGAAGAACUAGGUGACGAUGAGGAGUUAGGACCUGCUGAUUGGCCUACAGUUGAAAACUAUAUUUUAAGCUUGAAAGAUUCAGAAGGGGAACAGAUUCAUCCUCAUAGUGGUUCUAGGACUGGAAGUCUUGACCAUACGAGUUUAAAGGACAUACGUAUACGGUUUUUAAAUGGUGUUCAAGCAGCUUACUGGGAGAUGCUUGAUGAGGGAAGAAUAUCUGAAACUAGUGCUAAUAUUUUGAUGCAAUCAGUGGAUGAGGCGUUGGAUCGGGUUUCUACAGAGCCUUUAUGUGACUGGAGAGGUCUAAAACCGCAUGUUAAGUUCCCGAGCUACUACAACUUUCUUCAUUCUAAAAUUAUCCCACGCAAGUUGGUCACAUACUUUGCUGUUGAAAGACUGGAAUCUGCUUGCUACAUUUCCGCUGCAUUUCUUCGCGCACAUACAAUUGCACGGCAGCAACUGUUUGAUUUUAUAGGGGAGAGUAGUAUUGGUUCAACUGUCAUCAAUGAAAGUAAAGUGGAAGGAGAAGGAGCGAAAGAAUUCUUGGAAAAAGUCCGAUCUUCACUUCCUCAGGUUCUUCGUGUUGUGAAAACAAAACAAGUAGCACAUGCAGUGCUGAAUCAUUUACUCGAUUACAUUCAAAACCUUGAGAAGAUUGGCUUGUUAGAGGAAAAAGAAAUCGCUCAUCUUCAUGAUGCUCUCCAGACUGGCUUGAAGAAGCUUUUGAGACAACCUCCAAUGAUAAAACUUCCAAAAUUAAGCGACAUGAUCAACUCACAUCCGCUAUCUGGUGCUCUCCCCGCUGCAAUAUGUGAAGCUCUAAAACACUCGAAAAAAGAAACAAUGAAGCUGCGUGGUGUCACGCUUUAUAAAGAAGGCUCAAAGCCAACUGGAGUCUGGCUUAUUUGUGAUGGCAUUGUUAAGUGGAAAAGCAAAAGCUUAAGCAACAAUCACUCGCUGCAUCCAACAUUUUCUCAUGGUAGUACAUUGGGACUCUAUGAAGUCCUCACUGGGAAGCCAUAUAUGUGCGACAUGAUCACAGAUUCUGUCGUUCUUUGCUUUUUCAUCAAUAGCGACAGAAUACUAUCUUUUCUACAAACAGAUUCCGCCAUCGAAGAUUUCCUUUGGAAGGAAAGUGCCUUGGUUCUUGUCAAACUCUUGCGUCCUCAGACAUUUGAAAAAGUGGCAAUGCAAGAACUACGAGCCCUUGUUUCCGCUGAAAGCUCGAAACUGACAACGUAUGUAUCUGGAGAAUCAAUCGAAAUCAAUUACAACAGCAUUGGUUUGCUAUUAGAAGGAUUCAUAAAACCAGUUGGUAUCCAAGAAGAGCUUAUAGCAGCUCCUGCUGCACUGUUGCCUUCCAACGGGGAACAAAGCUUCCGUAAUCCAUCAGAAUCUUCAUCAGGUAUCAUGAGAGCGAGUUUCUCACGGCAAGCAAUACAGUACAGUGUGGAGACAAGAGCAAGAGCGAUCAUCUUCAGCAUUGGAGCAUUUGGAGCUGAUAGGACGACUCUACAUCGAAGACCAUCUUCGUUAACACCAACACGUGUCUCAAGCUCUGAUCAGCUCCAGAGAUCAUUCAGUAAAGAACACAGGGGGCUCAUGAGCUGGCCUGAAAGUAUUUACAUAGCCAAACAACAACAAGAGAUGGUUAGAAAGACGUUAAGCUUAUCUGAACGAGCAAUGCAAAUUAGCAUUUUCGGCAGCAUGGUUAAUCUGUAUAGAAGGAGUGCAAGUUUUGAAGGAAAGCCAAGAGAUAACUUAUCGUACAAGAAACUUCCAUUAAACUCAGGUCAAGGUCUCGUUUCGGCUAAAUCAGAAGGUUCAAUUGUGAGCACGAAGCAGCUUGAAACCCAAAGAUUCGUGUCGCAACUUCCUGUGAAAGCAGAAAGCAGCACAAGGCGGAAAACGAUGGUAGUAGACUCAAGCGAUGAUGAAGAUGAAGAAGGACUCGUCGUGAGAGUUGAUUCUCCGAGUAACCUCGUUUUCAAGAACGAUCUAUGAAGCAUUAAUGUACUGUGUUGUAACAUAAUAAAUGUAAAAUGUUAUACAGCCUUGCUAAUUCUUGUGCACUUACUAAUUCCUGUGCAAAAGCAAAAAAAAAGAAUAAAGGCAAAACAACAUCGUUGUCAACAUCAUUCCAAAGUAGUUAGAACAAAUCCAUAGGUACAAAAUCUUCUUCCGGGUUAUUUUUUCACGCAUUUUUUUCCUGGUAAAAAUAUAUCUGCAAAUUUGAAGACAGAAUUCUUAUUUUAUUCGUUUAUUAAUGUUUUCU